This is a messenger RNA of Parnassius apollo (apollo), 324 nucleotides long. Lineage: Eukaryota; Metazoa; Arthropoda; Insecta; Lepidoptera; Papilionidae. The record is from the annotation of a GenBank genome assembly.
AUGGAUUCAGAUGAAAUCACGUUGGAGGAAAAAUGCGAAAAUCUUAUGAACGUGGUCGUUGAAUCACGUAAAAGGUUUGGAAAAAUAAUCAAACCUAAGAAUCAGAUUCCCAACAUAGAUGUAGAUCUUAUGAGGAAGGAAGUUGACGAUUUUAUGGCUGAUAUUUUGGAAAGAAAAAAAAGGGUAGAGAAUUUAAAGAAAAAUUUAAAAGAUGCACAGCAUAUAGUCUUGCAGCUUAACAAAGACAAAAUUGGCAAGAAGCUUCGACAACCACUCAGUGCAGAGACAAUGUUAGCAGUUGCUAAAAACAAUCAAUUAACUUAG